Messenger RNA from Hyaloscypha bicolor E, 1527 nucleotides. Its product is annotated as calcium-dependent protein kinase. The transcript is spliced from 4 exons. Gene Ontology annotation, molecular function: ATP binding; protein kinase activity. The coding region runs from base 1 to 1527 and encodes 508 amino acids. NCBI's taxonomy places the organism in Eukaryota, Fungi, Ascomycota, Leotiomycetes, Helotiales, Hyaloscyphaceae. Gene Ontology annotation, biological process: protein phosphorylation. The record is from RefSeq and is a predicted model, not a curated record.
AUGUCGCUGGUUCCAUACUCCUCUCGCGACAGCCGCGAUAUUGUGCUUCGCCAUGACGAUGCGAUUGUGGUCCGCGACCCUCAAACUCAGCAACUCAUACUCCGAGGCGCGGUUCAAUCCUAUCAUGACUGUCCGACAUGCCACCGACCAUUCCGAAGUCCCUCUCCUGACCGAAAUAACUCUCCUCAUCGAACUGGGCCUUUUAUAAGUCGAGAUUACUUUCGCUUGCUCCAGGCUACAAAUGGCGAGUCCGACGAACAAGUCCCUCCAUCGAGCCCUAUUCGGCGCCUUGUAGAACCAGCGUUUCCCUCCGAUGGGAGCAGCGCGGCAGGUUCGGUGUCAGAAGCAGAAUUUGUGACGAGUACACCGGCACCCCAAGCGGGACAGAGUAUCAGGAAGGAUGCGUUUAGUCCGAAUUACUUCAACAAGUUCUUCGUGGUGGAGAAGGAGCUCGGCAGAGGUGGGAAAGGGGUGGUUUUACUAGUCCGUCAUCAAUUGGAUGGCGUCUCCCUGGGUCAAUUCGCCUGCAAGAGAGUCCCGGUUGGAGAUGACCACGCUUGGCUGGAGAAAGUUCUCGUUGAAGUACAGCUUCUUCAAGAACUUUCACAUGCAAACUUGGUCUCGUAUCGACAUGUUUGGCUGGAAGACACAGUAAUAAAUCAAUUCGGCCCUUCGGUAGCUUGCGCGUUCAUCCUUCAGCAAUACUGCAACUCUGGAGAUUUGCUGCAUUACAUUAUUGGCGACACACCCAUUGUGAAGAGCACGAAAGAACAAUUGAAAGAACAGAUGCGCAGGAAAUCGAGAGGGCAGAUGGAACGUCCAGAUCUGAGAUCCCAAAGGAAACUAUCUUUCGAGGAGAUCUAUUCCUUCUUCAAAGACAUCACCUCUGGAUUGGCCCAUCUUCAUCAUGCGAACUACAUCCACCGGGACCUCAAACCAAGCAAUUGUUUGCUGCACAAGGAUGGGAACGAAUUCCGGUGUCUGAUAAGUGACUUUGGAGAGGUUCAACCGGAGAAUGUGGCAAGAAAGUCAACUGGAUCGACAGGGACGAUAUCAUACUGCGCCCCUGAGGUCUUGAAGCGGAACGAGUUUGGCGGAUAUGGAAAUUUCACCACCAAAUCUGAUAUUUUCAGUCUUGGAAUGAUCCUGUACUUCAUGUGCUUUGGACGACUUCCAUACAAGAGCGCGGACAGCAUCCAAGAAGAAUUCGAGGACCUUGAUAUGCUGCGAGCAGAGAUCAGUACCUGGUCAGGAUUUCAGGAUGAGCGUCGUGAAAGACCUGAACUUCCGAAUCAGCUCUACGAUUUCUUGAAGCGGCUACUAGCCCUGAAUCCAGCUGACCGACCAAGUGCGAACGAUAUUCUCAACGCCAUCCGCACUGAGAAAGGACUCGAAAAUCCUUCUCGCACGAGGAAUGGGAGUGGCGCUGGACUUGGUGGUCGGAGAAUCCAAGCUAUCGAUUCCCCAAUGCCACCAAGUACCCCUGUCAAUGGUAAUCAAUCCUCCCGAUGUCUGCGUUUCUGCUGA